Messenger RNA from Clarias gariepinus (North African catfish), 2748 nucleotides. RefSeq names its product MAP7 domain containing 2b (gene map7d2b). Lineage: Eukaryota; Metazoa; Chordata; Actinopteri; Siluriformes; Clariidae. The coding region runs from base 180 to 2039 and encodes 619 amino acids. The transcript has 16 exons. The record is from RefSeq and is a predicted model, not a curated record. Gene Ontology annotation, biological process: microtubule cytoskeleton organization. Gene Ontology annotation, cellular component: microtubule cytoskeleton.
UCAUUGGCUGCUCUGUAAAACAGAUGGAUUAAAAAAUAAGGAGCAAAAAAAAAAACAGACACGAUUUAUAUUUCAUUCAUCACCUCGUGCAAAUCAUCAAUUAAAGGAUCCCCGAGUGCUUGUUGAUUAUAGUGAUCAUUUGUUCAUUUUUUUUUUUUUUUUGGAGCAAGAACUGGAGAAUGGCUGCAAUUGUGGAGAAGUCAAAUUCAACAAAAGCCCGAUUAGCCCGAGAGAGGAGAGAGGAAAGAGAGCGGACUCAAGCGUCUCGGGAGAAGGAGCUGUUGGAGAAGGAGCAGCGUUGCCGUAAGCAGUACGAGCGCAUGGUGGAGGAGCGAGGGAGGCGUCUGGACGAGCAGCGGCAGCGUCAGGAGCGUUGCCGAGCCGCUGUGGAGCAGAAGAGGAGGCAGCGUGGUGAGGAAGAGAGGGAGCGCCUGGAGUCGCUGAUGAAGCGUUCGGACGACCGCGGCCCUCCGCCGGAGCAGAGACCCAAACGCUGGACGUGGGGCGGCCCGCCACGAGCCUGCGAGGUACCAGACUUCAUGCUCCCACCGGAUUGUCCGGAGAUGGACCUGAUCGCACAGUUUUCCUCCUCUAACUCCUCAGCUGCUCUAGCUCAAACCACCGGAAGAGCCUCGCCCAGCCCCCACAGGUCCCCGUAUAAGGCCUCGCCGAGUAAAGCCGAGCGCAGGAAGAUCAGUUCAACAUCUGGACCCUCAGACGAUUCCCGAGGUGCUGCCACGACCCCCAAAACCCCUCAGACAGAGAAACAAGCCGGCGUGGUUACGGACUCCUCAGCAAAGCGACUUGAAUCUCCCAUGACGCCGACCAAGAGUCCGUUUGGCUCCAAGAAGCCCAGCACACCCAAAAGGUCCAAGUCAUGUAAGAGUCGUAUCCAGUCUCCGUGUUCUCCUGGCCAGUUCCCCAGCUCACCGAUGAGGCACAGAGCCAUGACCCCAGGUGCAGAGAACAACAAGAGGCUGGAUGGAGAGGAGAAAGGACCCGAGAGUAAAAACUCCAGCACUCUGGACAGGAAGACCUCAAGGACGGAAAAGAUUCCCAAAUCUGCAAGCAGAGAACUCGGAUGUAGCGCGGAGUCUCCAGGGACUCCGACUGGGAAAGCUGGAACCACUGAUGCCGAGGAGGCGUCCAGACUGCUGGCGGAGAAACGACGUCUGGCCAGGGAGCAGAAAGAACAGGAGGAGAAACAGCGACAGGAGGAAGAGAGACUUAAAGCCGAGGAGCUCCAGAGGAAGCAGGCGGAGGAGCGCGAGCGACAGGAGCAGGCGGCUCGGCAGGCGGAGAUAGAGCGACAGAGGCAAGAGGAGGAACGCAGGAAGAAAGACGAAGAUGACAAACGGCAAAAGGAAAGACGUUUGAAAGAGCUCCAGGACCAGCUGGACAGAGAGAGGGAGGAGGCUUUCCAGAGGGUGCAGAGGGAGGCAGAGAGGAAGCAGCAGGAAAGAGAGCAGCUGAAACUGCAGGAAGAGCAAGAGAGACUGCAGAGGAAGAAGCGCAUUGAGGAGAUCAUGAAGAGGACAAGAAAACCUGACGCAGAGCCAAAGAAGGAUGAGACGCACGCUGAGUCCGACUCGUCCGUGAUUGAGACGGUCGCUGCCCUGGAGUCUGCAGAUGCUGGACAGAUUAACGGUCCGUCCAUCAGGUCCUCAGUUAGCUCCACUUUUGUUGGGUUUAAGAGUGACUUCCCGUCGUCCAUCACUGUUGGCUCGCCCGUGAUUAACUUACAGCCUCUGGAAGCUAAGGGGAGUUUGGCUGACGAUCUUUCAGAUGGCGUCCAGUCCAUGGAUGUCAGCCCAGUCUCUAGAGAUGAGCUGAUGCAGGAAUACUCUCCCGUCAGCGAGAGCUCUGAGAACCUCAUGAGGGACCCUCAGGCGCUGGAUCUCCUGCAUCUCACCGGACAGGCUGCGUAUCCUAAGGCCGGGGACUGCAACAAAAACCUGAUCCAGAGCUUCAGCAGCGCCGCCGCGGACUCAGCGCUCAUCCAGAGUCUCGGGCCGAGCAUGGAUAAGCUCACUGUCUAGUCCACCAGGGUAUACGUCACGUCACGUCUUGCCUGUGUUGAAGAAGGAUUUGGGAUUUGACCUUGUUCUGUUGUGCCUCUGUUCCAGCUCUUACAAGCUUCUCCACGAAAAAACGCGUGCAUCAUGGAGAAAAAAAAGAAAGGAGCGCCGAAUUAAGUAGUUAUGCAUAGAAUAAUAAUGAUGAUAAUAAUAAUAAUAAUCUUAAAAAAAGCUUUGCCUUUUCUUCCUAGGUAUACCAUUUCAACAUGUAGUAAUUGCUGGGGAAAGCAACUGUAUUGCAGCUGUAGUGAUCUUUAUAUUCCUGUAAACGCACUGUACAACGAGUGGUACACGAGCCUUGUAGCAACUUCGUGCAGUUUUGCUGCGAGAGCACAAAUGACCAGCAAACUGACUGUGUGUACUUUAAUAUGUGUAGAGUGUGACGUGUGUCAUGUAUCGGGGUUUCAUGCGAGUGUAAAAAUGUUAUAACACUAUCGUAUGCUUUUUUUUUUUUCAGGAAAAAAAAAGAAAGAAAUACUUUGCAAAGAUGUAAACUAUGCAGGCCGGGCAAAGUGUCAAUCUGAAACAAAUACAAAACGUUAACGCAAUGCUACAGCUGUACAGUACACAUCCUGACUCACAGUACGCUAAAUAUGUGUUACCUUGUUAAACGACUCUGUCACAUUCUUUCACACUCAGGAGGUGUGUUCGAGCUUUGCAUGUCAUAGGG